AGAAGACGCUGCAUCAUUUUUGUCAUUUAUAAUUAAUAGUUUCCAAAACAAAAAUCGUGUGAAAAUGAGUGGAGUUUGGCUGAAGCUAAAAGGUAUUAUCAGCAUAUUAUUACUCUUUGUGUGUCUGUAGGGCAGUAAAGGCCGUAAAGGAUUGAGGGUAAGUUUUCUCUACCGUGGUUUCUAAAAAGCAGCUCUUCCGCUUUAUAUUUUUUCUUUUAUUGAUCUUUAAUCUAUCAACCAAUCAAUCAAUCAGGGGGAGACAGGACUGAAGGGAAGAAGAGGCGUCCGUGGAGAGAAGGUGAGGGAAUGCUUUUCUUUGUGUUGCUGCUCAUUUCCGAUAUAAAUGAAAGUGAAAGUGUCUCUGCAGGGAGAGUGUGGCAUUACUGGGAUGUCGGCAGAGAAGGUAAAACAGACAUUCACUUUGAAUAAAAUACAACAGAUGAAUGGUGUGGACUCUGAAGGUUGAUUUAUUUCAGGGAGACACGGGGCAGUGGGGUGAUGCUGGGCCGAGAGGGGAGCCAGGAUUGAGAGGAAAGCCUGGAGGCAGAGGAACAGUGGGGCUGAAGGGAUCUGGAGGGCCGACAGGGCAGGUGGGUCAGCCCGGUCCAGCAGGAUUUGCUGGUCUGACUGGAGAGCCCGGCCUGCAUGGACAAGUGUUCGUCCUUCCAGGCCAACAGGGAGACUCGGGAAGCCAAGGACCUCCAGUCGCAUGCAGCUGUUCACGAACUCCGCUGCAAAUGGACACAGUUCAGACAAUCGGUCAAAUCUUCAUCGCAGACAAUGAAAAGGAGAUGAGGAGGCUUCGGGCAGAAAACGUGAUGGUGCUGCGAACAGACAGAAAAACUCUUUACAUCUACGCCGAGUCUCAGUGGGUCAACAUCCUGGAGGUGCCUCAACACCAACCAAACUCCGAAGAACGCUGACCUCCAUCUGCUCUCUGAGACCCUCCAAAAUCUGAAUCAUGCAAUAAAAUCUAAGUCUAAGAAAGAAAUAAGAAUUAAAAAAAUCUAUGCAUGUGAAACAUCAUUACAUUGGCCUGCACCAUGAUCCGUCCAUGAUAUAUAUUUGUGUUUCUCAGUUGAUGCUGCAGCAAAGAGAUGACUAAAAAACUGAGUUCCUUUCAAUGGCUGAUGUCUUUUGUUAUUUAUAUCAUUCUACUUACUGUUAUGUUUGUUAAAAAGAACUAGAGUCUUUGAGAGUGGUUUUCAUUUCUUGUUGAUUAUUGUCCCGUUAUCUUGGUAACAGUUUGUUUUAGAGGUCUCCUGUCUGUCUUUCUGACUCUUUGUAGUUAUGUUGUGUCUCUUUUUUAUUUUGGAUUUCUUAGUCUUCACUCUAUGUCUUUUUGUAGUUGUUCUUGUAGUCCUUUUUCUGGUAUACGUUUGGUCACAGUUUUAUAGAUUUUCUGUGAGUUUUUGAUUGUAUUUUGUUUUAUAUUUUAUGUCAACUCAAAACAGAACAGGCAUAGGAGGAGGAGGAUAGAAAAUAUAAACAUGGAAGUGUAAGUUGUAACUAGUAUGUUUUCUGUAUUCAUUACUUUUUCAAAGCUCAGAUUCCUGGACAUGUUGAGAUGUAUUUUUCAUGUCAGAGCAAGUUCAGACUUUUCAGGCAAGUUUUUUUUGUCCAUCAAUUAUUGUUGAACAGGUAUGUAUAAAUAAAUGGUCUAUGUCUAGGU
Molecule: messenger RNA, 1672 nt
Organism: Mugil cephalus (flathead mullet)
Lineage: Eukaryota; Metazoa; Chordata; Actinopteri; Mugiliformes; Mugilidae
Product: acetylcholinesterase collagenic tail peptide-like
Exons: 5
Coding region: 444-923 (159 amino acids)
Source: RefSeq, a predicted model, not a curated record